This is a messenger RNA of Opisthorchis viverrini, 1195 nucleotides long. RefSeq lists its product as hypothetical. The transcript has 7 exons. Lineage: Eukaryota; Metazoa; Platyhelminthes; Trematoda; Opisthorchiida; Opisthorchiidae. The annotation marks the transcript as partial. Gene Ontology annotation, molecular function: RNA binding; ATP binding. The record is from RefSeq and is a predicted model, not a curated record. Gene Ontology annotation, biological process: nuclear-transcribed mRNA catabolic process, nonsense-mediated decay. Gene Ontology annotation, cellular component: intracellular anatomical structure.
UGGUGGGCGCCACCUCAAGUCAUUGUGCCAAAAACGGUUGCGCCUGAACAUCCGGACUACAAACUACCGUCUGGAAGAUUAUAUUAGACACAGGGAUGUUGACAGACGUUCCUCCACGGGUCUUUCUUCCGCAAAUUUGCACUGUCUCCAUCUUGUUUAUGAUAUGUUCUUCGAUUUUCUUCAAAAACAGAAGCUUGCCAAGAUCAUCAAACUCCAACGUGACCAAGCUGCUCUUCCCAUGGCUGCCUAUCGGGUUCCUUUGCUUAGCCACCUGGCCACACAUCAGGUGGUUGUGGUUGCGGGAGAUACAGGUUGCGGGAAGUCCACUCAAGUCCCACAAUAUCUUCACAACGGUGAUCUGGAUUCCAACGAUCAACCAUGCGGACGCGGUUACAAACACAUUGCAGUGACCCAACCACGUCGCAUAGCUUGUAUCAGUCUGGCUUCGCGUGUCAGCACAGAGCUGCUCAAUGAAUGUGGUUCAAAAGUCGGGUAUCAGGUUCGCUUCGAACGCUCCCGUACUAAAGCAACCCAAAUAUUAUUCCUCACCGAAGGCUUGCUACUUCGACAAAUGCAGUUGGAUCCAUUUUUGAAGGAGUACGAUGCUCUGGUUUUGGAUGAGGUUCAUGAACGGCAUUGGCAAACUGACUGUCUUUUGGGUUUGGUCAAAUGUUUGGUCGCUGCUCGUCCGGAACUACGAGUGGUCCUCAUGUCGGCUACGAUCAAUGUCAAACUGUUCUCGUCAUUCUUCGGAAAUUGUCCAAUACUCGAGGUUCCUGGUCGAUUAUUCCCAAUAGACUUGAAAUAUAUCCCUCCAACUCCAUCUGAAAUUGCCCAGUCCAGUGAUCGAUUGGACCCCAGUCCUUACAUCCGACUGUUACAGCGAAUCGAUGCAAAAUAUCUGGCCACCGAACGAGGAGACUUGUUAGUGUUCUUACCCGGAAUGGCUGAGAUACAGGCUGUCAUGGAGCCAGCCAAAGCUUACGCAGAGCAAACGAAGCGCUGGAUCAUUUUGCCACUGCACAGCACACUAUCCGCUCGUGACCAAGAGAAAGUUUUCCAUGUGGCACCGGAUGGUGUUCGAAAGUGUGUCCUGUCGACAAACAUUGCUGAGACAUCCUUGACGAUUGACGGUAUACGGUAUGUUAAUUUUGGGUCGGGACUGUUCAAACCCAGUAAUAUUCUAUCAGUUUGA